Molecule: messenger RNA, 1510 nt
Organism: Paramecium sonneborni
Lineage: Eukaryota; Ciliophora; Oligohymenophorea; Peniculida; Parameciidae
Source: the annotation of a GenBank genome assembly
AUGUUAAUUGAAGUAGAUAAGUAUAAAUAAUAUUGAUUAUUUUAAAGUAAAUAAAGUAUGUAUUAGAAGACAUCUUAAAAUUAAAAGAUUUUCAACAAUCAAUAUUAAAUAGUAAAAAAACUUUCAUCAGGUUCAUUUGGAGUAGUAUUUUCGGGAAGCGACUUGCUGACAAAACAAGAAGUGGCAAUAAAAAUUGAGAAAGAAGAAAAUGAGGAAGUUCGUUCACUUGAAAGGGAAGUGUAGAUUCUUAAAUAAUUAGAUGGAGCUGAGGGAUUUCCUAAAUAUUAUUGGUCCGGUGAAGAAUAAGGUUAUAACAUUUUGGUAUUAUAAUUGUUGGGGAAAGACUUAGCUUAUCAUUUUAAGCAAUUAAAGAAGUUUUCAUUAAAAUCAGUGUUAACAAUAGGAAUAUAGGUUAUCUAGAUUUUAGAGCGAUCUCAUUAGAAAGGGGUUUUACAUAGAGACUUAAAACCAGAAAAUAUAAUUUUAGGGAUUGGUAGAGAGAUCUCAAAAUUAUACUUGAUAGAUUUUGGGAUAAGUAAAAUAUAUAGAGAUUCUUAAGGGAGACAUAUGUAAGAUAGAGAAAUUAAUAGUUAGAACUUUUAAGGAAUACAAAUCUUUUAUAGGAACUACAAGAUAUGCAUCAAUAACAGCUCAUUUGGGAUAUGAAUUAGGAAGAAAAGAUGAUUUAGAGUCAUUAAUGUAUAUAUUGCUUUACUUUUUACGUGGGUAUAAAAUUAUUUAGUAAUAAUUAAGAUAAUUACCAUGGUAGAAUAUGCUUAAUGUUACUGAUGAUGAAAGAACAAAGAAAGUUGGUGAAAUGAAAUUAUCACUCGAAAAUGAAUUAUUUAAGGAUUAGACAGGAGAAUUUUAAAGAGUAUUUGAGUAAAGAAAUUAAUUAGAUUUUAUAGCUACAUUAGAAAAUUACAAUUCAAAUAAGAACCUAAUUAUAAGAUGAUCUUAAAAGAAUUCAAAAGAGCUGCAGAUUCGACAAAUACUGUUAUAGAUGGUAAGUUUGAUUGGACUGAAAUUAAGUAAUCUACACAUUAUUAUACUGAUACAAAUUAAAAUCUUGGUAGUAAUAACAAUAUUCCUCUAAAUUCUAAUGAAAUGAAACAGUCUAUUGAAAAAUAAUUAUCAGGUCUUGUUUAAUUUGGGUAUAAUUUAAUUAUUAUUCAGUUCUAAUAAUCUUUUAGCUCCUCCUCCUAUAGGUUCUGCUCGUAAUUCAAUCUAAAGAGAUGAUAUUAGAAAGAAUUCAAGUCUUACUUAAUAAACUAGCAUUAAUUAUUGCUAAUCUCUUAAUCCUAAUUAUUAGAAAUCUAUUUGUGAAGAACCAUUAAAUAAUGAAUAAUAAAAAUAUUAUGAUUUUGACAGUCUUGAAAUCAAUGAAAAUUAAAAAACAGAUAGUUCUCUCCACUAUAAAUAUGAUAAGAUUAAAAUGGGAAUUACAGUGUAUUUUAUUUAUAAUUAUUUUCGAAGGCAUUUUCUCCCUAAAACAAUAAAACUUAAAUGA